AUGGAACGCCCUCGGAACCGCCAGCCGCGGCCACCGAGAGGAAACGACCGCGGCGGCCGUGGCGGCAGAGGCAGAGGAGGUGGCGGACAGCAUCACAGGCCUCCAGCCACGCCGCAGCAGGCCGCCGGAACGGUGCCUACAAUCCGACAAGUCGUGCCCGGCGCCGGCGUCUUCAUCAUUCUCAAGGAGGAUCAACCUACGGGGCGGGAGACGCGCGGCGUGGUGGACGAGGUGCUCACCGCGGGCAACCAUCCGCGGGGCAUCAAAGUGCGACUGCGCGACAGCCAGGUCGGCCGAGUUCAGCGCCUCGACAAGACGCCGAGCAAUGGAGAGGAUUUGCCGUCUUCCGAGAACGACACGGGAUUGACGACUGAAGGUCCGGCGCGCAGAGGCGGCGGCAGUACGAGGUUUUCACAUCGAUACACGGAUGUGCGCAACGACGACUAUCUGGAGGGGCCGCCGGAGAGGAGCCUGGCAGACUUUCUGCCCCCGGGCUUUGGAGAAUCUACGGCCCCAAAGCAGGCGGCAGCCCCGACGGUGACUUGUCCCAUGUGCCAGGACUUUGAGGGCGACGAGACGGCAGUGACGCAUCAUAUAGACCAGGUGCAUCUCAGUUGA
Cordyceps fumosorosea ARSEF 2679 is the source of this 618-nucleotide messenger RNA. RefSeq lists its product as hypothetical. The coding region runs from base 1 to 618 and encodes 205 amino acids. The record is from RefSeq and is a predicted model, not a curated record. The transcript has a single exon. NCBI's taxonomy places the organism in Eukaryota, Fungi, Ascomycota, Sordariomycetes, Hypocreales, Cordycipitaceae.